AUGACGGCUUCACAAGAUGUGCAGGAUUCUUUUGACGAAAGUCUCAAGUUGAACUCGUCGAGCAGCCCUCCUUCUGGUGGUCUGAAGCGGCAAGUUGGGAACAACGAUGCGUUUCCAGCACCAAAAAGAAUUUGUCCGCAAUCUGCCUCAGAUCCGCCCCCUAAUUGCAAUGUUCCCAAAUUCACUGGAUUUCUUACGGCUGGUUCUAAUCGUGAAAUUAAAGUCAGUGAGGCAGCCCUAAGUUCUGCGCGGGCUCGCCUUCACGCUUCAGAUGAGGACUUUGAGGAGGAAGGAGUCGCUAGUGCGAGGAGCGAUGUCGGGAAAGGAUCAACUUUUGUCGGAUUCGUUACUGCCGGAACGAAUAAACCAAUAACCGUGUCAGACUCUGCAUUAGAAAUGGCCAAGCGUCGUCUGGACAACAACUUAGAAGACGUCUCCCCGAGUCCGCGAGGUGCAGUAGAUAGUGAGAACCGAGAUCCUUCCCAACUUCAUGUACCAUCUCCACCACAGAACCUCAUGAGUGUUGCUAGAAUUUCAAGAAGUCCACGUGAUUCACCACUUUGUUCUCCACUAGCGGUUGAAAAAUCCAUAGGAGGUGCUUCGCCAAUGCCUUCCAAUCCACCUGGGACCUUGACUCCUAGUGGCAGAAAUGUGCUGGCCACCGGAAAGGUGGUAGCGGAAUUUCCAAAAGCAUUUCGCGCCACAUGUAUUCGUGACCUGAGAAGCUGUCCACAAGAUACUGUCGAUUUCCUUGGCAUCGUCAUAGAAAGUGGAGCGCAUGGCCAGAAUCGUAGUAAUGUUCCUGUGAUCAAGAUGGCCGAUCGGUACGGGGAGUCGGUACAAGUGGAGCUGCUAUCGAGUUCAAUUCCUGUUAAUAUAUCCACUGGCUGUGUGAUAUCCAUUGAAGGAGCUGUUAUUAGGCGGAAUGGAGGUGCAAUAUCGCUCAUUCUGAACGACUCAGCUUUCGUUGAUUUGGAGCCUAACGAUCCUGAAGCUGAAUGUCUACAUCGACUCUUUCGUACUGGCCUGUUUGACGUCGCUCCAUCAGAGGACGACUUUACAUUUGAAACCACAGCUCUUCGUGUGAUUGGUCGUCUCAGUGAGUAUCCCAACAAUGUGUCAACUGUUAUGGCUAGGAUUUGUAGCAUCAAUUAUGAGGCUUUGGUUUACCUAGGGUGUAUCACAUGCAAAAGGUAUGCUGUCCGAGGUCCGGAUGGUGUUGAGUCCUGCCAGAAUUGCAAUAGCAAAAAGGCUCGAUAUUUCUACUCACUUCAUGUCGAAGUGGCUGAUUUUAGUGGAGUUCUAGCAGUAUAUUUUACUGAUGAGGCUGCCGAGAAGUUGAUAGGGAAACCGGCUGGUGGAAUGGUAAAGCUGCAUAAGGAUUUGUUGCGAACCAAGUUGUCUCCUCUCUGCUAUCGUCCGAUGCUGUUCCGUAUUUCUUUGCAAAACUCGAAAUGGUUAAUCGACGACUGGAAAUACCUCGAAAUUCCGCGAUUCAAGCCGUUUUUGUUGAAUAUUGCCAAGCAAAAAGGAUAUAAAUGA
Molecule: messenger RNA, 1542 nt
Organism: Haemonchus placei
Lineage: Eukaryota; Metazoa; Nematoda; Chromadorea; Rhabditida; Trichostrongylidae
Source: the annotation of a GenBank genome assembly